UAGCAACCAACAUGGCUUCCAUUUCUUAUGUGACUUUUGAAAAUUGUACAAAACUUGUGAAAUAAACAAUUAAUUAUCGGAUAAGAUGUGGUAUUGCAACACGAAGCUUUUGGCGUUUUACAAGCAUGUAUAAAACUGAUUAUCAGGGUGGACCCUUUGUUGAGAUUUUUUCUGCCCAAGGCAAAGACCCCUUACAUGGCUGGAAACAUGGUGGAGGGAUUAGAAGAGAGUAUGAGAAAGACGUCAAAGGCUACCUGUACUGUCUGGAAGGUUCCACCACCACCACAAAGAUACAGCUUCCUAAAGCCAACCUUGUACAGAGAUUCCUAGUCUUUCAGGUGUUUGUUCCAAGAGGAAAAGAAUUUUCUUUUGAAAUUGGGGUUAUAGAUCAAAGGAAGAACAAGAGGAGACUGAUGUUUUCCUCAGCACAGAAAGACAUACAGGCAAACGAGCUCCACGCUCGUAUACCCCUCACUAUAGUCAGGAGACACAUGUGGCUUAAUCUGUGUGUGGAUCUAGUGUCUGUUGUGGGGGACACGUGGAGGGGUCAGACGUACCGCUGUGUUGAGUCUGUCUGUGUGUCUGCCAACUGUAAACUGCGAAGGAUAUUUACGUUGAAAACCCAGCCACCUGACACUGCAGAGGAUGAAGAGAUGUAUGGCUGUGAACCUUGUAACACAGGAGAGCUGGAAAUCAUUCCUAAACAGUGUCAGUUUGCUACGGAUGUACAGUUUGUUACUCAGGUUUUAAACAUGGCCAAAAUCAAGCAUGCUGAAAGGUUAAAAGGAGGAGAUAACUCUGUCAGAUCAUCCACUGAGAUAGAUCUCAAUGCCAGUGGAAGACGAACCUCUCUCAAUGAUUCAGGAUAUCACAUCGCAUUUGGAACUAAAGUUCCCGGGGCUCCCACAGCCAGCAAAAACAAGGGAAAUCUUACAAACAGAAGUAAUCGGAGUGCAGUAUCUAGAGCUGAUGAUGCUGUGAAUGAAGAGUCAACAUUCAGAGAUCUUUCAGACAGUAUCUUCCGAGAUGGUGGGGGAUUUGAUCCUGGUGGGGGAGGGGAGAGACCUCCAGAGACAGUACACCGAGCAGUAUUACACAGACGACAGCUCUCAGACCCAGCCACACAGCAAGACCUAGAAAUGGCCAGUCGAAUAGAUUAUGAGAAGCCUGACUUGUUGGUGAAACCCCACCCUCCACGGGAACCUUCCACAGAUCGACUUCGGAGGCGAAUCCGGGUUAAAAAUGGGUCCAGCAGCUCAAACAAAGAUCGGGGAUCCAGUGCAGGGUCAUUAAAAGAUGAAGCUACAAGCUCAGUCAGCGGAACAAGUUCAGCUAAGACUACCAGUUCACAGCGGGGAGGGGCAGAAGAGGGGCGUCGCCAGAGACUAGUGUCUGACACAGAGCUGAUCAGUAAACACAGGGGUGAAAAAGGGAAAUCCCCAGGGAAAGGUAGUGAAGAGGACAUCCGUAUGUCUGAGUCUGAAUCUGGAAUAUCUUUGUCACAGUCUUAUAGAAAAGAGUAUAAUCGUGGUGACUAUGAGGGAGAUGGGGCUGUGAUGGAUGACUCCUUGAUGGGCGUGAUCAACAUCUUGAACCCUGGCCCCGGGAAUCUGGAAGAGGAUGAGAGGGAGGAUCUGGGAGAGUAUGAGGAAAGUGAAGAGGAGCCGGAGUCAGACAGUGGAAUGUUUCUUUUUGUGUCAAAACCUAAGUCUGCUCCCCGACGCCAUGUCUCUCCUAGUCAGCUGGAAACAGAAGAAGAAACACAGGUCAAGAGUCCAUCUUCUUCAAAAGGGAAACAACAGAGGGGACCAAAGCUGGAGAAUGACUUUGUCCACAGUAGUGAUUCCAGCUUUGAGGAUGAGGAGACCCAGAGACGUAAAAUAGUGCCUGGAUCUCGCCCCACCAGUGGCUCCUCUAGCAGACCCCACAGUGGUUCAACAACCAGUAGACCACAAAGUGGUGCCUCAAGCAGACCCACCAGUGGUACCACCAGUCGACCUCACAGUGGUACCAGUAGACCACAUAGUGGGUCCAACCGUCCACUUAAUGUCCCAAGGCCCACAAGUGCAAAAUCACAGUGCAUUUCUAGUGUUAAAAAUAGUGCUACAAAUCACAUUAGUCCCAAGAACUGUAAAAAUGUUCCUAAGCCCCAGAGAAAGGAUAAAAUAGACCUUUUGACCAAUCACAUGCCAAAAACAGCAGAAAGUCCCGAGCUUCAGAUGAGCUCGCAGCUUCCCACUCAGCGCUCGGACAUAACCAAUGGGAGUCUGUCUAGUAGGAGUGUUUCUAGGAUGAGUCGUAAAUCUGUGAAAGAGAUUCCUAAGGAUGAUGUUCGUCUGUCUGUGAUAAAGUCUUCUGAGAAGCCUUAUGAUUUUACCAAAUACAGUGCAAUAAACUAUAAAAUGGAGGACAUUACAGAUUCUUUUGAAGCUGGCAUGUUCUCUAGCAUGAAAAGACAAACUGAAGAAGAUUACGAGGACAUUUCUGUCAGCGAGUCCCCCCAUAAACUUGUUCCUCCAGCUCCAACAGGUGCUAUCAGCAAUAAAACCCCUCCCAAUCCAUCUCCCAGAGAAGCGGUCAACAAUCACAGAAAUUUAUACGAUUUCUCCCCCACUCUGACCCUAACUAGUGAUGAAGACAGCACCUGGCAGGCACCUCCAACAGAGAUGAAGUUAGGAGUCAGUACGGACACACUGACUUCCUCCAACCCACGAGACUGGAGUGGUGCUUUUAGUCCACCCAUUGUGUUCCCUGGGGGCCGCCCAUCUGACUCUAUAGAAGAUCUAUCCAGCUGUUCAUUAUCACCACGCAAAAAUGUUACCACACUAGAUACAAAGUCACAUGAACAGAUUUAUGCACCGUCCACUCGAGAUGAUGGGACGGAUGAAGACGAGUUGGAUUUGUUAUACGACUCAUGUCUGAACUGUUACUAUGAUCCACACACUCAAAAGUAUUAUGAGCUCAUCUGAGAUAUGUCUGAACCCUGAACCACACAGUGAUUCAACCACUCAGAAGUAUUAUGAGCUCAUUCUAGAUAUAUCUGAGCCCUGAACAGUAGAAUGACUCAGCCUCUUAAGACGAGCUCAACUGAAAUCAAUCUGAACCCUGAACUGUACAGUGACUCAAUCAUACAGAAGUAUCACAAGCUCAUCUGAAAUCAGUCUGAAUCUGAACCGUACAGGGAUUCAGAAAAGGAGACAUUAUGAGGUCAUCUGAAAUAAGGUUUUUUUGACUCUUAAAUGUUGGUUGAACUCGGUUUCAUUACAAUGUCAUCUAAAAUCUAAUGGCUUGUGUGCCCAAAGACUUCAGUGUAUUGUGGGGUGAAUUUAAACCUUUUAUCUCAGACUUUCAUUGAUCUUUCAAUUUGUCAAAAUAUCUUUUCCUGAGGACUAAGUUUCUAUAUACCAAAAUUGAUCUGAUGCAAUAUGUGCACUUAAGGAAGCUCUAAAUGUAGGGUAGUUUUAUUCACUUAGAGUGAUCUGCCCUUAAAAAUGAGGUAGAGUAACUGGUAAUCUACACUUAUUAUUGACACAAAUUGUAAUGGAUUAAAGUAUUCUCACCAUUAGACCAAGAUAACAUAAUUUAGUAAAAACAGUGAUUUCUGUUCACUAAUACUCUAUCCUUUUUAACAUUUUUCCUGGGAAAAUUUGGCAGGUACACUAUGAUGGAAAUGAACCAGAUAAACACAAUAUGUACGUCUUAAUAUGAUAUAAUUUUCUUAAAGUCCAAUAAACAUUUUUCAUUAGUGUGUAGAGCUUCGUUAACCUCCAGUGUACAACAAGAACAUCAGAUUUUCAGAAGAAAAAAAAGAAAGAUUGGUAUGGUCUCCCUUGUCUGAUUCAGUGUAUGAUGUACCAUCAGUCCUUGUCUUUAAACAGAAAGCUUUUUUUCAAGAUUUUAGCUUGGCUGUGCUGUGUUUAUGUGAACAGAUACAUUCCAUCAUGGGCCUUUCAGAUCUAUCUCACUAAUGCACCUGAUAUAUCAAUGGUAUUCUAUACCCAUGUUAUGUUGGAGUAAAGCGAUCUGAGGGCCAGUAAUAACAUAGGCUAUGUCAGUGAUACUUCUAUCUAGAAAUCACACAAAAGAUAGUCCUCUUUCCUUUAAUCAUACUUUCAUCGUAAGUGCCAUGAGCUUCACUAGAAAUUGCAUGUUAUUACAAGUCUUUACCAUUUAGAACAAUAAGCAGGGUUGGCUGGGAAAUACCAGUUGUGGUAUUUAAUUACUUAAUCCUCUUCAUGCUACUUAGCACGCAAGGUCUUCACCAGAGACAGUGGUGAUAUUUACCACUGGUAAUUACUGGUAUUUCCUGUCCAGGUAAAUAAAUACUACAGAUUUUCUCGAAAUGAGAAAUAUUGGGAAAUACAACUUUAAGUUUAAUUUUUUUUAUUUUUUGAUUUAUUCAGUGAAAUAUAUAAUUGAAAAAUCAAAGAAACAAAGUAAAUUUUAAAAACACAAGACGAAUAUGUCUCAAACUUUAAAUUCAACAUGUUCAGAGUGUCGGCACUGUGUAUCACCACUCCAGGUACCCUACCCUCUGUGCAUUUUGUAGCAAAAAACAAGUUUCUUUUUAACUGUUUAACAAAAUUGAAAUUUUUUAGUUAGACUUCUUUUUCACAUUUGUUGUAUUUUACAGAUUAUUAAUUAAGUAAAGAACAAAAUAAACUUGUUUUGGACCUUAUAUAAACACUAGGUAUUACAAUCAAACAUGAUGUUUUAACAAAUUGACAGUGGUGUGCUCCUAUUUUGAGAGAUUUUUACCUUGAUUAGAGUUAAAGGCUUUUUAAGUUUGACAUCUUUUCCAUUCUUUUUCUUAAGCUUUAUACAAUUAUAUAGAAAGGAAUGUUCCACAAAUGGGGUUUUUGGUUCAUUAUUAUGGAUUCUGAACUGUAUAGACUACAUCUGACACAAUUAUUGAACCAAUGACACUGAUCUAUCAGUAAACUGUAUUAUGAUUAUUUACAAAGAGAAGUAUUACUGGGUAGUUGGAAAUUCUUAACAAAAAGACAAUGAUAAGAUAUUUCAGCUAAUAAUGUGUACUAGGUAGCUCAACAGAUAGGAUAAAAAUUUUGAAAAUGUAGCUUUACUUUUAAAUUCCCAGCAUUUCCCAGAAAAUUGUACCAGUAAUUCCUGGGAAUUACCAGUAUUUCCCGCCAUCCUGGAAAAUGAGUAUUUUCCAUUUUUUUGCCAACCCUGACUAUAACUAUAAGCAAAUGUUCAUAAAAAUAAUUUUUGCAUAAAAAUGGAAGGAGUGUGUGUAUAUGUAAAUUAAUUCUAUUUUUAAUGUAUGAAUAUCAGCAUUUUAAACCUACAUUGUGGAACACUAUUUUUGUACCAUUCAUGAAAACUCUGUGAUCAAUUGUGAUUUAAAUAUACAUAUAUUUAAAGUGUUGUUAUGUAGAUUGAACAGUAACUGUUACUGAAGAACAUUCAUGUUUAAUAAACAUGUUGAUAACUGUAA
This is a messenger RNA of Saccostrea echinata, 5458 nucleotides long. RefSeq names its product protein CFAP20DC-like. NCBI's taxonomy places the organism in Eukaryota, Metazoa, Mollusca, Bivalvia, Ostreida, Ostreidae. The coding region runs from base 126 to 2969 and encodes 947 amino acids. The transcript is spliced from 19 exons. The record is from RefSeq and is a predicted model, not a curated record.